Messenger RNA from Impatiens glandulifera, 2709 nucleotides. Its product is annotated as EIN3-binding F-box protein 2-like. Gene Ontology annotation, cellular component: SCF ubiquitin ligase complex. Gene Ontology annotation, biological process: SCF-dependent proteasomal ubiquitin-dependent protein catabolic process. Gene Ontology annotation, molecular function: protein binding. The transcript is spliced from 2 exons. The coding region runs from base 193 to 2073 and encodes 626 amino acids. NCBI's taxonomy places the organism in Eukaryota, Viridiplantae, Streptophyta, Magnoliopsida, Ericales, Balsaminaceae. The record is from RefSeq and is a predicted model, not a curated record.
UCAUCAUCCUCUUCCUCUCUCUUCUUGCUUUUUCUCUCUUUUUUUCCCUACCCAGUUAGGGUUAAACUAUGAUCUUGGACCUUCAACUUCUCUAAUGCAAUCACAAGUUCAAUUUCUAAACAAUCAAUCACUCUUCUUCGUCCUGCUCUUUUUUAUUCUUCAAGAUUUGGAAUUUUUGACCCACAAUCCACCAUGCCUUCUCUCAUCGAUUAUACAGUUGAUGAUGAUUUGUACACGGUUGGUUCUCGUUUGGAUGUGUAUUAUCCUCCUAGCAAAAGGGCUAGAUUUAGCUCAUUGGUGGCUUCUUCAGAUAACUUUGAUAAUGAAAACAGAACAACAUCUAUUGAAGUGCUUCCGGAUGAGUGUCUGUUUGAAAUCUUCAGACGUGUUACUGGAGGUAAAGCGAAAAUGUCUUCCGCCUGUGUUUCUAAGCGUUGGCUUAUGAUUAUGAGCAGCAUUCGUAGUGCUGAGAUAUGUAAGAAUGAAGAUGUUGAAAUGAUACAUGAUAAUGUGAAUGUGGAAUGUGAGAGUGAUGGAUAUCUUACUAGAUGUUUGGAAGGAAAGAAAGCAACAGAUAUUAGACUUGCAGCUAUUGCGAUUGGCACUUCUAGCCAAGGGGGUUUGGGAAAACUUUCCAUAAGAGGAAGCAAUUUCGUUCGUGGAGUCACCAAUUUCGGUUUAUCAGCUAUUGCCCAUGGUUGUCCUUCUCUUAAGUCUCUUUCUUUGUGGGAUGUUCCUUUUGUUGGGGAUGAAGGCAUGCUUGCAAUAGCUAAUGAUUGUCGCUCACUUGAGAAGCUCGAUCUCUGCCAGUGCCCUUCCAUUACAAACAAGGGUUUGAUUGCAAUUGCAGAAAAUUGCCCCAACUUGACAACUUUAGCGAUUGAAUCAUGUCCUAACAUCGGAGAUGAGGCUCUGCUAGCUAUUGGAAGGUGUUGCUCGCGUCUCCAAUCCAUCACUAUCCGAGACUGCUCUCGAGUAAGGGAUCAAGGUCUUGCAGGCCUUCUAUUGCCAGCUUGUUCAAGCUUGACGAAAAUAAAACUUCAUGGCUUAACCAUCACGGAUUUCUCACUUGCUGUGAUUGGUCAUUAUGGGAAGGCUUUAACCACUCUUAUACUUUGCGGGCUUCAGAAUGUGAGCCAGAAAGGGUUCUGGGUCAUGGCCAAUGGCCGUGGUCUAGACAAGCUUGUGUCUUUGACGAUUACUUCUUGCCGUGGGACAACAGAUGUGAGCCUCGAGGCCAUAGGGAAAGGAUGCUCUAACUUGAAACACAUGAACCUCAAAAAGUGCUGCUUUGUAUCAGAUGCUGGUCUAGUAGCUUUUGCUAAGGCUGCUGGAUCUUUAGAAAGCCUUCAGAUGGAGGAAUGCAAUAGGAUUACCCAAGCAGGCAUUUUGAGUGCCCUGUCGAAUUCUGGAUCGAAAUUAAAAUCUCUAGGCAUUGUUAAAUGCAUGGGAAUCAAGGAUCAUCUGCCACUCGAUAUGACUAUGCUCUCUCCUUGUGAAUCACUUAGAUCAUUGUCCAUCAGGAGCUGCCCGGGCUUCAGUAAUUCAAGCUUGGCUGUCGUUGGAAAGCUUUGCCCUCAGUUGCACCAUGUUGAUCUAAGUGGACUAGUCGGAAUUAGCGAUGCAGGCCUUCUUCCUCUUCUGGAGACCUGUAAAGGGGGACUCGUCAAGGUGAAUCUUAGCGGUUGCUUAAAUUUGACUGAUAGAUCGAUCUCCACUAUGGCUAAGCUCCAUGGUGAGAGUCUCGAAGUGUUGAACCUUGAAGGAUGCAGGAAUGUGACAGAUGCGAGCCUGGUGGCAGUUGCUGAAAAUUGCUUGGCAAUGAACGAUCUCGACUUGUCGAAUUGCUCUGUAUCUGACUUGGGCAUUUCUGUUUUAUCAUUUGGAGGGCAAAUGAAUUUACAGAUCCUAUCCCUUUCUGGCUGCACAAAAUUAUCAGACAAGGUUAUGCCAUAUCUUAGUAAGCUUGGGAAGACUCUUGUUGGGCUGAAUCUUCAAAAAUGCAAUUCCAUUAGCGGCCAAUCAAUUGAACUGUUGGUUGAAAGCUUGUGGAGGUGCGAUAUCCUUUACUAAAGCUGCUGAAUUCGAAUUGAACAACAUCGAUAGGUAAUGCUAGCCCGGUGGCUUGGUUUAUUCUCGUGGGGACUUUGGAUGUUUUUUCGCAGGUACCCUUUAGUGGUUAAAUACACCUGUGUAAUUCAAUUUUAGCUUCUCCAUGGAGCUGCACCUCCUCCACCAUUCACAGCCAUUGUUAUCUGCGAAGACAGUCAACCAGUCCCGGUUUUGGUAUUCUUAUCUAUGUUGUUCGAUCUUUCUGGUUAGCUUGAAAUGACCCAAAGUUCCCUUGCUUGAAUAAUUCAUAUUGUUCUUUCUGUUUAGUGGGUAAUGUAUGGGUGUUCCCCGGUUUUUUAAUAGAACUCUUCGGUUCUAUCUUUUUUUCUUUUUGUGGGAAUUUCCUUUACCCUGCUUCUAGAUAGGAGGACAAGUGAAGUAGAUGUUUUCUUGUAUAACAAAGUUUUAAAAACCUUGUCUUGCUUGCUAGAGUUACUACUAGGCACUACUAGCCUAUGUCAUUUUCCUUUUAUGUGUUUAUCAAUAAGCCUAAUAAUCUUCAUGAUUAUUAUUGGCUCUGUUUGGAAGUUGUGUUCUUUUAUGAAGCUUUCAUGUAUAUUAUUAUUAUUAUUACUAAAUGUUAUGCUGUUUUCAUAA